UGGGAAGAGAUUAGUGGUGUUGAUGAGCAUUAUACUCCAAUCAGAACUUACCAAGUGUGCAAUGUUAUGGAUCAUAGUCAAAACAAUUGGCUGCGAACAAACUGGAUUCCACGCAAUUCAGCUCAGAAGAUAUAUGUGGAGCUCAAGUUUACCUUGAGGGACUGUAAUAGUAUCCCUCUAGUUCUGGGCACUUGCAAAGAGACCUUCAAUCUGUAUUAUAUGGAGUCCGAUGAUGACCAUUUGGUAAAGUUCAGAGAGCAUCAGUUUACAAAGAUCGACACCAUUGCGGCCGAUGAGAGCUUCACCCAGAUGGAUCUUGGGGACCGAAUUCUCAAGCUGAAUACGGAAGUCCGCGACAGGAAAGGCUUUUACUUGGCUUUUCAAGAUGUAGGUGCGUGUGUUGCCUUAGUCUCGGUGCGAGUGUACUUCAAAAAGUGCCCUUUCACUGUCAAGAACCUCGCCAUGUUUCCAGAUACGGUACCCAUGGACUCCCAGUCACUGGUGGAGGUGCGGGGUUCUUGUGUCAAUCAUUCCAAGGAGGAAGAGCCACCCAAGAUGUAUUGCAGUACAGAAGGAGAAUGGCUAGUGCCCAUAGGGAAGUGCUUGUGUAAUGCUGGCUAUGAAGAAAGAGGCUUUGCGUGCCAAGGCAAGUCCUGGGGACCUACUAGGAGCCCACCAAACCAGAGCCCACCAAAUCAUAGCCAGGUCGUUGUGAAAACUAUUGCUCCAGUUAAGGUGACUUUUUCUCAGAAAAUGCCAGGGAGGUGUGGGAGGGAAGAGAUGCCAGUUCCUGGCAGGUGUGUUGAGCCGAGGUGCUCGCCCGGCAGCUCUGUCCCCUGCAGCGCAGUGGCGCUCCUGAGAUGGCGGCAGGCACAAGGCCGCCCCGCCGUCCUCUGGGGAGGCGGCUUGGUGGCUCCUGCGGUGCGGCGAGCCUGGAUGAUCACAUCCCCAGGACUGCUGAUUGCACAGCUGUUGCGGGUCGCCGUGCAGCUGAAGGCAAUGGCUCCAGGUGGUCGAGGGUGCCAUGGUCCGGUGCUGCCCUGCUCCACACCUGAAUUCCCACCUUCUCCUCAGGUGGAUCUUCUGGGCUCUCCUGCAAGCUCCUCUGUCACUUGCUCUCGUACUUUGUACAAAGGAAAAUCAGUCAUUCAAGAGGAAAUGGAAUCAAAUAAAAUUGAACGUAAAA
Molecule: messenger RNA, 1186 nt
Organism: Fulmarus glacialis (Northern fulmar)
Lineage: Eukaryota; Metazoa; Chordata; Aves; Procellariiformes; Procellariidae
Product: ephrin type-A receptor 3-like
Biological process (GO): axon guidance; protein phosphorylation; cell surface receptor protein tyrosine kinase signaling pathway
Cellular component (GO): neuron projection; membrane
Molecular function (GO): transmembrane-ephrin receptor activity; ATP binding; protein binding
Source: RefSeq, a predicted model, not a curated record